AUGGUCGCUCGAUCGUCCCGUUUAUGCUCGCUCGCUGCCUUGGCAGGCAACAUCCUUCCUCGUGUUGCUGCACAAUCAGGAGGGAUCCAGACCGGCUUGAGCUAUGGAAGCAAUUGGGUGCCUGUGACCAGGGACUCUGAUCUUGUGGCGCAAAACUUCCCAGACGUCGACAUCGAGCUCCUGUCUCCGGCCUUUCUCAACCCCGAGGGCAGAGAAAGUGGCUUUGCCAAUGGCACUUCUGGUCCGACGAGUCUGGCUGUAAUGGACAACUUCCUCCGAACCCUUGCCAUUCGCAACGAAUGGAUGACGUAUGAAUCGGUAGACUUCCUCUCCGAGGAGGGCCGGAACCUGCCCUACGUCUACCUGUCCCUGCCGAACCCCAGCAACGAGCCCAGGCUGCGCGUCUACAUGCAGGCUGCCAUCCACGGCAACGAGCCGUCGGCCGACGAAGCCGGGCUGGCGUUCCUGGGCAAGAUGGACGCCAACCAGACGUGGGCGCGGUCGGUGCUCGAGAAGAUGGACAUCCGGAUGCUGCCGCGCUACAACGUGGACGGGGUUGCUUAUUUCCAGCGCCAGCUCGCCAGCAACCUGGAUCCGAACCGUGAGCAUAUCAAGCUCAUGAAGCAGCAGUCGAGGGAUAUCAAGCGGCGGCUGACGUCGUUUGACCCACACAUUGCCAUUGACCUGCACGAAUACACGGCAACGAGCGUCUUUGGCGGCGUGUACCAACACGGCGCCGACGCCCUCCUCUCGGGCGGCAUCAACCCCAACAUCCACCGGGCGAUCCGCUCGGAGCUGCUGGAAAAGUUCAUCCCGGCCGUGGGUGCGGCGCUCGAGUGGCACGGCCUGCGGUGGGAGCACUACGUGACGGGCGGGACCAACACGACGCGCGGCUCGGCCAUCCGGCUGGAGCAGGCCGUGACGGAGGCGCGCACGGGGCGCAACGCGGCGGGGCUGGGCCAGACCAUCUCGUUCCUCCUCGAGACGCGCGGCAUCCGGCUGGCCGACCAGCACUUUCAGCGGCGCGUGGCGACGCAGCUGGUCAAGAUCGAGGCCAUCCUCGACGCGGCGCGCGACCGGGCCGCCGAGGUGUACAGGACGGUCGAGGGCGCGCGCGCAGAGUUCGUCCGCGGCGACGACGACAUCGUCGUGACCGACUACCCCGUCCCCGAGACCCGCACCUUCACCUUCAUCGACCGGGACAACGGCAGCGUCGUCAGGGCGCCCGUGCAGUGGCAGCGGACGACGCCGUCGGUCGCGAACCUGACGCGCCCCAGGCCCGAGGCUUACAUCAUCCCGCGGACGUGGCACGACGUGGCGGAACGGCUCGAGAUCCUGGGCCUCGAGGUGGAGAGGUUGGGGUACGUCUUCAACCAGACCGUGGAGGCGCUCAACGUGACGUCGUCCAGUCUCGGCCGUACGCUUUACGAGGGCCACGUGCUCAACACGGUCACCACUGCGGCCUACAGGCGUGACGUCGUGCUGCCGGUGGGCAGCUUCAGGGUCAGCACGAGGCAGAAGAACGCAGCGCUGGCCUUUAUCGCGCUGGAGCCCGAGAACAUUGACAGCUACGUUACCUUCAACAUCAUCCCGCUCAAGGUGGGCGAGGAGUAUCCUAUUUUCAGGAUUCCCAGGGCCUGA
This is a messenger RNA of Pyricularia pennisetigena, 1641 nucleotides long. RefSeq lists its product as uncharacterized. The coding region runs from base 1 to 1641 and encodes 546 amino acids. Gene Ontology annotation, biological process: proteolysis. The record is from RefSeq and is a predicted model, not a curated record. NCBI's taxonomy places the organism in Eukaryota, Fungi, Ascomycota, Sordariomycetes, Magnaporthales, Pyriculariaceae. Gene Ontology annotation, molecular function: zinc ion binding; metallocarboxypeptidase activity. The transcript has 3 exons.